Molecule: messenger RNA, 1471 nt
Organism: Magallana angulata
Lineage: Eukaryota; Metazoa; Mollusca; Bivalvia; Ostreida; Ostreidae
Product: 2'-5'-oligoadenylate synthase 3-like
Exons: 7
Coding region: 361-1437 (358 amino acids)
Biological process (GO): regulation of ribonuclease activity
Cellular component (GO): cytosol; nucleoplasm; membrane
Molecular function (GO): 2'-5'-oligoadenylate synthetase activity; double-stranded RNA binding
Source: RefSeq, a predicted model, not a curated record
UAUUUUAAGAUCGUUAUUUGUUACUAUCUUUUUUCCAAAAUCAACCUAGUUAUUUUUACGGUAAAAUUGAACUGAAAGUAAACCUAUGCAGAGAUAUGUAUAAAAUGUUUGGUAACUUCACUAUUAGCAGGUACUUUCGCUUAAACAUGAAUUCAACAUUUUUUAGUAAUCUUCUCCAAUAGCCAAUCCCGAAAAAAAUGGCUUUUCAGUAGUCUAUCCCCGGGGUUAACUUUCUAUAUAGUCAGUUUUCCCAUAUAGCAGGUGUUUUCUCUUCAAUUAACUUUUAGAUUUCGUCAACAGAAAACCAGCCGGGGUAAAAAUAAAUAGUUUGAAAAUCACCAAGUUACGUGUACACUGUACAUGUUAAGCCAGAAGAUGGCACACAUUUCAUCCCUGUCCACUAUCACAUCAUCUGAACUUAGCUCUUUCGUCAAAAGCAAAAUUGAACCAGACACGGCCUACAUCCAACGCUGCAAUGCCGUAGUCGAUCGUCUCUGUCAAUUUAUGAUAAACAGUUUACCCCCCACAUUGAGACCAUCAGAAGUUAGAAAGUGUGGGUCUCUCGGAAAAGGAACAGCAGUAAUAGGAAAAUCAGAUGCAGACCUUGUUGUUUUCCUUGCAGAAUUCCAUAGCAUAUCAACGCUCCGUUCAGAGAUUAAACGUAUUUUGGAUGAGAUGCAGGAAUACUUUGUUAAGUUUGGUGGGUGCAAACUGGAAGGAAAAACUUGGCACGCAGUCAAGUUGUUAAUUACUUGUAAUGACCACACCCAUAGCGUGGACAUACUACCAAGUGUCGAUAUCUUAAAACUGAAGACAACAAAAGAUAUCUUUAAAGAAAUGGAGUCUUUGUCAGAUUGCGAGAAAGGAUAUUACUCUGCAGCUCUCGCUCCACUGCAAGUUGAAUUUGUCGCUAGGGCUCCGACAAAAGUCAAGACUCUUUCAAAGCUUCAAGAGUUAAAACAACACCUUAGACGACAGAAUUACCCCGUGGAACUUAUUAAUGACGGAAUUAACCGGGCUAUGGAUAUUCCUUUAGCACAACUUAGAAGGACCCGCCUUAAGGAGGAGAAACAAGAUGAGAAAAUUCCGUUUGAAAAUACCAGUGAUCAAAGACUACCGUCGUCUUACUCAUUGGAAUUGAUUGUAAUUGCAGUUUGGGAAACAGCAGGUAAACCCGAAAAUUUUGAAUUAUGCAAAGGGUUCUACCAUGUAUUGAGAGCAAUCGCUUACUACAGGUGUCUGAAACACGCAUGGACUCUGAAUUAUGAUUCUCAUUAUGUUCAAAGAGACCCGUUCUACGUUGUUGACCCAGCUAAUCCUUUCAACAAUGUAUUGACAGCCUGCAAUUGUUGGGAUAUGAUAGCAGCCAAAGCGAAAUCACUCCUGCAAGCGCGAUUAUUCGAAGAGUGUGUCGAUGGACAAUGUGGAUGGCAGUAAACAAAAUGUUGGCUUACAUGAAACUUUAUUUUUU